Molecule: messenger RNA, 4311 nt
Organism: Diospyros lotus (date-plum)
Lineage: Eukaryota; Viridiplantae; Streptophyta; Magnoliopsida; Ericales; Ebenaceae
Product: GDSL esterase/lipase At5g45920
Exons: 5
Coding region: 148-876 (242 amino acids)
Molecular function (GO): hydrolase activity, acting on ester bonds
Source: RefSeq, a predicted model, not a curated record
CUGAACCUUGAAGUUGACGAGGCUUUAAUUUCCUUCACACGCCACGUGAGUUUCAGGGAGAAGAAGAGAUCAGAGAGAGAGAGAGAGGGAAGACCAGUUUCAGGGAGAAGCCAUUGCUUUGAUCAGAGGACGGAAAUCAAGGUCGAAAUGAGGCCAAAGAUCUAUCUUUUUGGCGACUCCAUCACUGAGGAGUCCUUCUGCGAUGGCGGUUGGGGCGCCUCUCUUGCCCAUCACUUCUCCCGCGCGGCGGAUGUGGUGCUGAGAGGUUAUAGCGGGUACAAUACAAGGUGGGCAUUGAAGGUGGUGGAGAGGGUGUUUCCGCCGGAGUUGGACCAGGGGAGGGGGCGCGGUGGCUGCCCGGCGGCGGUGACGGUCUUCUUCGGCGCAAACGAUGCUUGCCUUCCCGAUAGAUACGGCGCCUUCCAACACGUUCCCCUUGAUGAGUACAAGCGCAACCUGCACUCCAUUGUCCUCUUCCUCAAGAAACAAUGGCCUGAGACUAAAGUUAUCCUCAUGACUCCUCCCCCAAUUGAUGAAGCUGCGCGCCUUCUGUAUCCUUUUGUUGAGAACCCCGGUGGUCUGCCAGAGAGAACUAAUCAGGCGGCAGGUGCCUAUGCUAAGACCUGCUUUGCUGUCGCUGAAGAAUGUGGAAUUCCAGUAGUUGAUCUUUGGACCAAAAUGCAGCAGUUUCCUGACUGGCAAAAAGAGUAUUUAAGAGAUGGUUUGCACCUCACUCAGGGUGGAAACAGAAUUGUAUUCGAGGAAGUGAUCAAGAAAAUGGGGGAAGUUGGCUUGAGUCUGGAAACUCUACCAGUAGAUCUCCCGCCCCUAGCAGAAAUCGACCCUAAUGACCCCCUUAAGGCUUUUCAAAAGUGAAAUCAGAAAUCAGAUACGAAUCACGUAUACUUUUGCUUCUGUUAUUAUUCGACUUGAGAUUAUGUUUUGAACUGCCAACUUCACCACGUUACAUCAUGUUAGAAAUUCAGAUAGAUUUUCUAGCUAGAUGCAGCUCUUAGAAAUUAGGGGUGUUGUUAAAUUGUUGUUAUAUUAUCAAUAUCUCUUUCUUGGUUCGCCUAUUAUGUGAAAAUGGAUUUUGCUCUUGAUGGAAGCUUGUUGAGCUGAAUAUGAACAGUCUAAAUCUCAAAGUGCUUGCUACGAUCUAGUUCAAGUUCUAUCAACUCUUUUUUUGUGCUAAAAGUUAUAUCAACUCUUGGACAGAAAGAUAUGCAUUUUCCUAGCUGCAGGGUUCUAAAUGAAUUGCCAUAGCCCUUCCCUUUUCUUUUCGUUUUUCUUUUUUGGCGUUGAAAUGAAUAUUGAGCACGUGUAAUAGUUUACAAAUUGCAUGCACCAAGUAAACUUGCCAAAAUUUGUACAUGGACUCGGCCCAGGAAGGUUUGAGGAAAAAAUUACCCAACACACAUGACUUAUUAAUGACCGUUCAGGGGAAGAAAUAUGGCCACCAAAGUGGCAAAAUAUUAAAAAGUUGUACAAGUGUUAUAUUAUUUUUGUGUAAAAUACUACUGUAGCCAUGAAGUUGUGCAAGGAGUGAAUAAGUGGGGGAUUUGGAUGUUCACAAUUGGCUUGAGGGACAAGCUUGAGUUUCCUUCAACUACAAACACACAAUCUACAGAUUCAGUCCUCCUCCUACUAAAAGCUUUCCAUAAUUUGAAGCUAACAUCAAUGCUAAGACAGUUGAGAAGAGAGAAUAUAGGAAAAUCCAGAUUAUAAAUUAAUGACAACUUCCUAUGGGAUUGGAAGAGAACACACACAUUUCAUAAGCUUGGAUGGUUCCAGAUGAACUACCUGCUCUUAGGUUAUUGUCUAUUAUAUGUCUCGUGGGCAUGUUUGGUGAUGUUGAGGAAUGGGGUCUUCAGGUGCAACUCUGUCAUUGAAAUCCUCAAUUCUCCUUCUAUUUUUGUACUUCAUAAAUCAAAGCCUAAUUAGUGAAAAAUAAGUCUGCUUUGAUUCUUUUUUACUUGUCAUUAUAACUGGUUGCAGCAGUAUGUAUAGCCAUCACAGAAGAUUGAAGCAGCAGCAGUAUGUACGUGCUUGAAGCCUUAACAUUGAGUGAAGUAGCAUGGCAAGAAGAAUACUAAACUUUACAGUGCAAACGAGUGUCCAUGUCCACUCCACAGUUUUCUUUGACAAGCUUCAAAUUCUUUUCAUUUUUUUUUUUCUCAAAAGGAAAAAAGGCUGCUUUUCAUUCUUAAGCAGGCAAUCUAUUCUUUGUUUUUCAUGUCAAUUUGCAUAUCUGACUGACCAUGUUUUGUUUGCUUUCAUGCACAAAGUAUGAGCGGAUCUUUCCAAAAGAAGAGAAUAUCAUGGAGGAUUAAUGAUUGUUAAGAUGAUUAGUAGAUAGAGAGGUAAAACGAAUAAUUUUCUUCGCUAAACAUUGUGCCAUUAAAACUAUGAGGAGUCAAUUACGUUGUAUAUUAAGAUGUUAUUCUCUUGAUUUUGGAAGUAGUAGUUUAAUGCUCCAAUAUCUGCCCAAGAAUAUGACAAAUGACAGAUUAGUUGAACUAAUAUUACUUUCAUCUUGUGAAUUGUUCUUCCUUGGACUUCUUUUGUGGUAAACCAUUGAUUUUAAUUAACGGAGAUGUCAUUCUUAUCCAGGAGGCUCAAUUCAAUCAAAUUAAUAAGAGAAUUAUCUAUAAUAGAUUUGUAAAAUCAAGAAACUACGAUAAUACAACUUGUAGUUGUAUAUUUCCUUCUUGGUUGUAUAUGUAUCGAACUGUUCGAGGUACUGCCACAAUUCAAACUGAACAAGACUAGAAGAAGCAUUCUGCUUGUUGCUUAUAACCUCUGUAACUGUAGUUUACAUAUCAGAAACUGAUCCUUUUGACAGAAUACGAUGUGUGGCCAUUAUCCAUCUUGAACUCAUUUUUGAGUUCUAUUUUUAGUGUAUUAUACGCCAUCUAGUAGAUUGAUCCAUUAUGAGAUUUUGAAGCUAGAUUAAGCAACAAAUCUUAGUUUCCUUCAACUGCUAAUGCAUUUCAAGAUUCAUGCAAGAGCAGUUUCUUUUAUUAUUGAUUACCGACCUUUAACACCCCCCCCCCCCCCCCCCCUCCUUAAAGAUUCAGUCUUUUUCUUACUAAGACCUUUCCAUAUAUAAUAUGAAUCUAACAUCAAUUUAUACUAAGACAGCUGAGAAGAGAGAACAUAGGAAAACUACCAUUAAUUAUAUAUCAACUUCCUUUAGAAAUUGGAAGAGAAUAUGCUUCAUAAGCUUAAGUACGUACUUAUUGUCUUAUAUAUAUAUAUAUAUAUAAAGAGAGAGAGAGAGAGAGAGAGAGAGAGAGAGAGAUGCCCUUUUGGAUGGAGUACUUGUGUAUCGAAAGUGAUGGAGGUUUUGGCAACACUGAGGAUCAAAUCUAGGACAAUGUUGGGGGUGUUUCAUGAUGUUGAGGAUCCGGGCCUCCAGGUGUGACUCUGUCAUCCACCAUUAUCCUCCUGUUUUUGUACUUCAUCUUAUGAAAAUCAAAGCCUAAUUCACGUAGAAUAAGUCUGCCGUCUAUUCUUUUGCGCGUGCUAUCAAUGCCGUGAUAACUAGCUGCAGCUCGCGAGCUUGCAACAUGUGCAGAUAAGAUGAAAAGCAGCAAUGUUGAAACUCUGAAGAUGGUUGAACAAGCCAUCUAAAAUUCACAAAAGAUCAGUUUAGGAGGAAUUAGCAGGCGUAUAUGCUUGAACAGCAGGAUGAUGAUGAGUGAAGAAGCAUAGCAUGAAGAACACUCAAAUAUAUAGUGCAAAUACAAGGGAAGUGUCCAUGAAAGCAUAAUUCUUUAAUCAUAGUGAAUAGGCAAUGCAAACACCUAGUAAUGCUCUUGGCGGCUACAAAGCUAGCUGACAAGGUUGAGUCAGUUGCCCUAUCGAAAGAUACUGGAGACAGAUUAUACGUGGGAUCUGAUUAAUUCAAAAUCACACGCUCUGAUUGUCCUUAGUCCCCACUCAAGCACCUUAAUCCUCUUUGUUAAGCAAUGACAUCAGGUUCGUUAAGUUGCUGAUCUAGUCAUCUGUUAUCCUGAUUACUAAUUUUUGAAUGGUCCUAAUUAAAUUAAAGAUUAGCUAGAGAAUAAACAAAAGCAUGCAUGCUAUAUAUAAUCCAAGUUGGGUUGUCAUUUUCUCAUACAAUAAUGCCUUACAACCGAUCGAGUCGCCACAGUUAAGCUAUCAUUCCCAGAUUUGAACGGUCUACAGUUUUCUUCCACAAACCCUCAAAUUCUUUUAUUUUCUUUUUUCAAAGAAUGCUGGCAAUCUAUUCUUUGUCUUUCAUGUCAAUUUGCAUAUCCGACUAACGAUGUUUUGUUUGCUUUC